Molecule: messenger RNA, 348 nt
Organism: Cooperia oncophora
Lineage: Eukaryota; Metazoa; Nematoda; Chromadorea; Rhabditida; Trichostrongylidae
Source: the annotation of a GenBank genome assembly
AUGAAGAAAAAUCGAAGCGCGAAUCUUGUGGCAGCUGAAGGUGAAAGAGUUGACAACAGCGCUCCCAAGCCUUCAUCCUCGAUUACAAGGCCAAAGAAAAGGGAGAAAAUUAGUGCUUAUGAGCAGGCCAAAAAGGUAUACGAACGGAUACAACAACAGAAGGCACAAGAGAAAGUUGCUCGCCAGUUGGAGCGAGAGAAAAGACAAGCUGCUCUGGAUAAAUACAACCGUUCAAAGAAGCAAAUGAACAAAGCUCUGCGAAAAUGUAACAAAAAAGGUCAACCGAAUCUUGGUGCACAAAUGGAAGUUUUAUUAAAGAAAAUCGAAAAGAACAUGGAAAAAGAGUAG